CCAACUUCUUUCUUCACUCGUUUCCCCAGCUCUCUCGUUAUUGCGGCAUCUCUUCGCUUCUUCCUUCUUUCUCUCCCUUUCUUCGUCUUUUUCGUUAGCCAGUCCAUCGUAUAAUCCUCGACUUGACUCGACUCGAUCCAGCUCUCUUCCACUCUUUACAGAGCCUCAUCCAUCUAUCCAUACGUUUUGCCUGUGUUCGUCUGCUGGCGAUUUAUCAAUUUGUGCCAUUUCUCCGUUCAUCCAUCAGUAAUUGGCGUCACCAUGAAGGGAUUCGCUCUUCUCUCAGCCGUCGCCGGCCUCGGAGCCGUCAUGGCUUCUCCCACGCCUUCAAAGAGCAACCCUCCAUCCAAGAGGGCCUCGGUGCCCGCCGUCUCAGCCUCUGGAAAUGCUUUCUGGGCCGAUGGCAAGCGCUUCUACCUUCGCGGUAUUGACUACCAGCCCGGCGGUGCUGCAGCCAACGAGGAUCCUCUCGCUGACCCCAAAACCUGCACCCGUGACAUCAAGAACUUUAAGGACCUCGGAGUCAACACUAUUCGUGUUUACGCCGUCGACAACUCCAAGGAUCACGACGAGUGCAUGAGCGCUCUGGCCGAUGCUGGCAUCUACUUGGUUCUUGACGUCAACAACCCAGGCUACUCCAUCAACCGUCUUAAUCCCGGCACCUCUUACAACACCAUGUAUCUUCAGAGUGUUUUCGCGACCGUUGAGAUGUUCGCCAAGUAUGACAACACGCUGGCUUUCUUUUCUGGCAACGAGGUCAUCAACGACGAGCCUGGAACUGACAAGUCUGCUCCCUAUGUCAAGGCUGUCACCCGUGAUAUGAAGAAUUACAUGAACUCUCGAGGACUACGCAAGGUCCCCGUUGGAUACUCUGCUGCCGAUGUCUCCUCCAACCGCAUGCAGACAGCCAUGUACAUGAACUGUGGCAGUGACGACGAGCGAUCUGAUUUCUUUGCCUUUAAUGACUACUCUUGGUGCAACAGCGACUUCAAGACCUCUGGUUGGGACCAAAAGGUUAAGAAUUUUACCGACUAUGGCAUUCCCAUCUUCUUGUCCGAGUGGGGUUGUAUCAAGAACCGCCCUCGCAAGUUUGAGGAGCUGUCUGCCCUUAUGAGCUCGCAGAUGAGUUCAGUCUACUCCGGUGGCAUCAUGUACGAAUACUCCAAGGAAGACAACGACUAUGGGAUUGUCACUAUCGACGGUGACUCCAUCUCCAAGUCGGACGAGUACGAUCUCUUUAAGAGCGCCUUGGCUGAUAACCCGACUCCUACUGGUUCCGGUGGUGCUGCCAGCUCUAGUCACGCUGCCAAGUGUCCGCCCAAGGACUCCAGCUGGAAUGUCGACCCCAGCCUGGUCCCCCAGAUACCGGAAGCUGCCGCUAAGUUCAUGAAGAAGGGUGCUGGUUCUGGUCCUGGCCUUGGUGGCGAGGGCUCUCAGAACGCAGCCGAUAGCGGGACUGCCACGGCUAGUGUAACAGGCGGUACGGCUUCUCCUACUGGCACAUCUGGGUCUGCGUCUGAGACGGAAUCCGACAGCGCUGCUGGCUCCUUCUCCCACGGCCCUCUGGACAAGGCGCCAUUUGUCGUGUCUGGCUUGACCUUGAUGUUCACUUUGUUUGGCACUCUUCUUCUCUAAAGCUUUAAAUCUUUAUUGAUUUGAAAGGUUUUUACGUUCUCUUUACUUUUGGUAUUGGGGGGCCUUGUAAACCCGGCAAUUAGACCAGGGGGCUCUGGUGUACGGUAUAAAAGGAAUUCGAGUUGGCCGUAAUGUAAAGGCCAACGGUGUCUGGCUCUGCAAAGACUAGACAGGGACGGGAAGAAUGAUAAUCUUACAGUCUAGGCUUUGGAGCCAUUGUUUAUACGCGCAUCGUCUUCUUUUUCUUUCAAGAAUCAUUUUUGGUC
This is a messenger RNA of Trichoderma virens Gv29-8, 1901 nucleotides long. RefSeq names its product glycoside hydrolase family 72 protein. Gene Ontology annotation, cellular component: cytoplasm; fungal-type cell wall. The record is from RefSeq and is a predicted model, not a curated record. The coding region runs from base 262 to 1635 and encodes 457 amino acids. The transcript is spliced from 3 exons. Gene Ontology annotation, biological process: fungal-type cell wall (1->3)-beta-D-glucan biosynthetic process. Gene Ontology annotation, molecular function: 1,3-beta-glucanosyltransferase activity. Lineage: Eukaryota; Fungi; Ascomycota; Sordariomycetes; Hypocreales; Hypocreaceae.